Molecule: messenger RNA, 516 nt
Organism: Cuculus canorus (common cuckoo)
Lineage: Eukaryota; Metazoa; Chordata; Aves; Cuculiformes; Cuculidae
Product: homeobox protein engrailed-1-like
Exons: 2
Coding region: 10-516 (168 amino acids)
Source: RefSeq, a predicted model, not a curated record
UCGGCUCCAAUGGGGAGCUCGGUGCAGACGGGGGUCUCGGCUCCAACGGGGAGCUCGGUGCAAGGCGGGAGCUCAGCACCGGCAGCUCCUCUCCGUCCCGCCCCGCCGGGGCACUCCCUUCCCCGCCCCUCUCCCGCCCCUCCGGGCCCUCCCCCCGUGUCACGGCGGCGCCCGCAUUCGGGGCCGGGCACGGCGGAGGGGAGGGGAGCGCCGGGACCGGACAGGAGCGCUCUGCAGCCGCCCCAGCAUGUGGCCCGCCCGCGCCGUGGCGGCAUCACGGCGGCGGCGGCGGCGGCGGGCGGGGGCGCGGCGGCUGGAACGGAGCGGGGGGGCGUAGGGGCGGGGAAGCCCCCGGUGCUGUCAGGUGCCCCACAGCCCGCCCGGGACCGAGGAUGCCGCCCGCUUCAUCUGUUGCUGCCUGACCGCCCGGUACCAGCUCGGUCGCUCCGGUUCAUCUGUUGCCGCCUGACCGCUCGGUGCCAACCCGGUGACUCCGGUUCAUCUGUUGCCGCUUGA